Phytomonas sp. EM1 is the source of this 930-nucleotide messenger RNA. The record is from the annotation of a GenBank genome assembly. Lineage: Eukaryota; Euglenozoa; Kinetoplastea; Trypanosomatida; Trypanosomatidae.
AUGCAGUCUCUCGAAGGGUUUGCCGAAAAGGCUAAUAGCUUCUACGGAAAAAAUAAAAAGGCCUGCCUAGCCGUAGGUGCCGUCGUUGGUAGCUAUGCCACGGUCAAGACUGUGUGCACAUUCUACCGCGCGUUCCGGCGAAUGCGUGCUCGAGCCUGCUUCCGAAACCUAGAGCCAGGCAUCGUGCACCUCUUUAUCUACCAGCGUUGGUCGCGUGGACCGAACUUCUUUCCACAAUGCGUGAAAGUCGAGACGUUCCUGCGGCUAGCAAAGAUCCCCUACAUCGUACACCUCAUGGAUGACUCGAGUCUCUCACCAGACGGUCGCUUGCCGUUUAUUGUGUGUGAUGGAAUGCCAUUGGUGGGCUGUGACUUUAUUAUCCAGUAUCUGACCACAAGGUUUGAUAUUUCUAUGGAUGCUCACCUCACACCGCAGGAACGCUCCGCGGGGAAGAUGCUUCAGAGGAUGGUGGAAACGCGGAUCGGCAACGGCCUCAACCGCAUGAUCUUCGUCGAGAACCCGCUCUGCGUGAAGAGGGUGCUUGACCAAUCGAAUGCGCGCCCACUCAGCGCCAUCCUUUUAGCACGCGAUAUACGCCAAACCGUCUUGAAGGAUUUGAGCCUCUCUGGAUACAUUAAACUUGAUCACAGAAAGCAUGAGGAGGAGUUUCUGGACGCCGUGCAAUCCCUAGAGGUGUGUUUGCGGCAAACUCCGUUUCUCUUUGGUGUGAGGCCGACUUCGUUUGACUGCUCUACUUAUGCAUGGCUGCAGGUGGCACGGGAGCUAGGCCCGCAUGGACUGGCGCUUUCCUUUAUAGCAAACAGUGAUAUCAUUGUCCAGUACAUCGAUCGCAUGACGUACGAGGCUUUCCGGGGGAUCGACACACUGCAAACCUCAUCCAAGACGCAACGGUUUGGGGAUGCAAUGUAA